Molecule: messenger RNA, 258 nt
Organism: Penicilliopsis zonata CBS 506.65
Lineage: Eukaryota; Fungi; Ascomycota; Eurotiomycetes; Eurotiales; Aspergillaceae
Exons: 2
Coding region: 1-258 (85 amino acids)
Source: RefSeq, a predicted model, not a curated record
AUGCCUCCACCUGGACAGGAGAUCUGCACCAAGAUCCAUCGGAUCAUCAACGACCAUGCGAAUCGGUAUUCUCGCGCAACUGCGGGCUACGACGUAUUGUCCGCAUUGCAUCGCGUCGCAAGCACCUGGGGCGUCGGUCCAGAGAAGGUGCUCUAUGACACUGAAGCGCGCAUAGGAAACGGUCGUGAAACACGCCUGAUGCAUCUGCAGACCGCUGAUGUGCGUAUGCCCGUCUGCAAGGCCCGCAACGGGGACUGA